This is a messenger RNA of Protopolystoma xenopodis, 201 nucleotides long. Lineage: Eukaryota; Metazoa; Platyhelminthes; Monogenea; Polystomatidea; Polystomatidae. The record is from the annotation of a GenBank genome assembly.
AUGAGAUCCAGCUCUGAUGAUGUCUAUCAUAUGAUGGACGAAGGCUCAGCCCGUUUUCACUCGAAACGAGGUAGUCAGUCUCGUGGACUGCAUCAACCUGAACUUCGUAUCAAAGCCAAACGGCUGCAGUGCAACGCGAUUCAGCCGCUCUCAUCUGAGGAGAUCGACCUACUAAUCUCUUCUUCAUGCACUUUCAUAUGA